AUGAAGGAUGAGGAAACGGAGGCCCAGGGAGGGCAGAUGGCUUCCCCGGGGAGCCGUGCCGAGAACCAGCUGGAGGCAGGAAGCCUGGAGUUCAGAGCCCACCAGCUCCUCGAGGAGGAAGGCUGCGUGAAUGUCACUCGCGACACCCAUCUGAUGCGUGCCAUCCACGUGGAUGCUGUGCUAGAUGCUGCGGCGUGGGGACCAGACGCUGUCCUUGGCUGCAAGACACGAGCUCCGAGAAGAAGUCGUUGCCAGUUUUAUCCCUCCCUUGGCAGGAGCCGCCUGGCUGACCCAUCCCUUGAGACGGGCGACCUGGACCACGGCAGCCGUCAGGCACACUCAGCCUUGCUGGGCGUCGCUGUUCACCAGGAUUUCACAAGGCCCAGAGCACAGGAUGUGAACAGGAAACCGCUCCUUCCUGCUGGGGCAACACCCCAGAAAUGGAUGGAGAAAGCCGGUGGCCAGCCUCUCUGUUGGGGUCGGAGUCGAGAGGAGGGAAACUCAGAGAAUAUCAGGUUUACAAAGCUUCUUGGUUUGAAACGACCAAGGACCCUCACCAAGCAACACUGGCCUCCCUGUGGACAUUCGUACCGAUGGGACACAGGGGCACGUACUGACGUUAUAACCCAGCAGUUCUGCAUGCCUGAAGCAAAGGUUUUUCACACUGAGCUUCAGCAAAUCACCAGAGUUCAGAUUUCCCGACCCCAGUACUGGCCUCUGCGGAAGUUUCUGCUCAAGAGGAAUAUGACAAAGGCAUACGAUACCGCAAAACAGAAAACAGCUGAAAACCGGAUGUCAGAGGAUACCGGCAUGGUUUAUUUUGAUGUUGCGAAUCGCUUAAUAGGACAAAUUGUAGAUAAAUCCUUGAUUUUCAACAUCAGGAUCAGCGAUGUGAACGAUCAUGCACCCCAGUUCCCUGAGAAGGAAUUUAACAUCAGUGUGAAGGAGAACCACACUGCAGGUGUUCAACCUAUUCUUCAGAUGUUAACAGUGGAUUUGGAUCAAGAAAAUACUCCAAAUUCUCAUGUCCCUUACUUCCUUGUUUCCCAAACACCGUUACUGAGAAAAAGUGCUUUCUGGAUUGACCGUAUUGGUGGAGAAAUACAACUGUCAGGGUGCUUAGAUUAUGAGACUGCUCCUCGGCUUGCAUUACUAAUCAGAGCGGAGGAUUGUGGAGGACCACCGUUGUCAUCCACGGCCACGGUUCACAUACGUGUGCGAGACGGCGACAACCACAUGCCACGUUCAGCCGGGACAUAUAACAUUUAGAUAGUGGAAGGCCGAGCCAGCCAGGGCGUGUUAUGUCUUGAGGUCCAAGAUGGUGAUUCUCCAUUUACGUCAGCAUGGAGAGUGAAGUUCAAUAUAUUAAAUGGCAAUGAAGAGGGACAUUUUGACAUCUUGACUGAUCCUGAGACCAAUGAAGGGAUUUUAAAUGUUAUCAAGCGCCUUGACUGUGAGACGCAGCCAGUGCGGAGCCUGGUCGUGGCCGUGGAGAACGAGGGGCCGCUCUUCUCCUGCGAAGGGGGCGGCUGCAGAGGCCCGCAGGCUGCGGCCAGCACCACCGUGAGUGUGCGGGUGGCCAGCGCCAACGACCCGCCCGCCUUCCACCCCUGGACCUUCACUGUCAGUGAAGUCAAUGGCGCUGGGCCUGGGACUCAGGUGGGAAUUUUUAAUGCUACGGAUCCGGACAGAACUGCCAGCCGGAUAAGAUACGAACUGGCUUAUGAUCCGGCAGAUUGGGUCAGUGUAGAUGAGCUCUCAGGGGCGGUAAUCACCAGGAAGCAAGUUGACCGCGAAUCCCCUCAUGUGAGUGACAGCUUUUACAUGAUCAUCACUCGUACUGUUGAUGAUGGUGUCCCGCUGCGGACGGGGACGGGGACCAUCCUGCUCUUCCUGUGAGACACCAACGACAACGCGCCCGCCCUCCGCCCACGGCCUCGAUACCUGGAGGUGGAGUCUGCAGGAGGCAAGCCCCUCCCCAUCGAGGCGGAGGAUGGGGACAAGGAGCCCUACUCCGACCCGUUCACCUUCAAAGUGGACAAUACCUGGGGAAACACAGAAGACACGUGGAAACUGGGGGAAAAUCAUGGUCGCUCAGUGGAACUUUUAAUGCUGAGAAGCCUCCCACGUGGUGACUACUUGGUGCCGCUUUUCAUCGGAGACAAACAGGGACUCUCCCAGAAGCAGAUUGUCCAUGUGAGGGUCUGUUCCUGUCCCGGUGGGUUCACAUGUGCAGAGCCCUCCGUCGCGGGAGCUGGGCUCCUCCAGGGGGUGCUGGCCUCUCUCUGUGCAGCGUUCAUAGCUCUGGCAGCCGCUCUGCUUUUCCUGCUGAGAUGCUAUUUUGUGUCUGGCCAGAGGCAGGGACGCUCUGUCCCACGUGAGGAAGGCAUCCAGACCCUGAUCACGUGGAACGACGAGAGCGGAGCCGCCCCUGUCCAGGAAAGGUCAUACAUCAGGGAUCAGAUGUCAGCCCUGUCCAUCAACACAGCCGAGGCGGGCGCCAAGCUGGGCGCUAAGGGUCGUGGCAUGUUUUUUGAUCCAAGAAGUGUGAGAAACAAAUACCCUCCUCCUGUUUACCUGGAUACUGUGGUGCCCAAAGGACCCAUGGAAGUGAGGGUACGAGCGAUGGCAGGGAUGCUGAGUCAGCAGCUCGGUGGUGCUGACGUCCCCAAGGGAGACCCUGGUUACCCACCUCACGUCUACGCAGAGGAGGGCAAGUGUGAGCGAGCAGAGACCCGCAGUUCUCUCGCCUUCUCCGAACAUGACCUGUCGCCCGACUUGCUGGACUCUUUGGGGCCAAAGGCUGCUCCACUCGAAGAAAUAUAUUCUGAGUCAGCUUUGCGAAAUAUGCAAGGUUCUUUAGAAGAAAGGCUGAGGGAGAGCAGGAAGGGGACAGGGCUCCUGGUGACCUUUGUCCUGGCCCAGAAGCCUCUGGCUCAGACUAGAGUAGCAGUUCUCAAAGCAGGGUGCCCCUGGCCCAGCAGCAGUGGCGUCACCCAGGAGCUCCUUAAAGUGCACAUUCUGAGGCCCAGCCCCGGAUCUACAGGCUCAGAAACCAGGGUGGCACCAGCGCUCUCUGUGUUAGCAAGCCCUCCCGAGGGCUCUGAUCCUCGGAAGUCUGAGAACGAUGGCUGA
Balaenoptera ricei (Rice's whale) is the source of this 3135-nucleotide messenger RNA. RefSeq names its product cadherin 26 (gene CDH26). Lineage: Eukaryota; Metazoa; Chordata; Mammalia; Artiodactyla; Balaenopteridae. The record is from RefSeq and is a predicted model, not a curated record. Gene Ontology annotation, cellular component: plasma membrane; adherens junction; catenin complex. Gene Ontology annotation, biological process: homophilic cell-cell adhesion; cell-cell junction assembly; calcium-dependent cell-cell adhesion. Gene Ontology annotation, molecular function: cadherin binding; calcium ion binding.